GAGUUGUUAGAGGAGACAAGUCGUAAGCAUGUCCAGAAGACUGCGUGUCAGAGAAUAGGCCGUGUGCUGGUACAUGUUCUGGCCUGGUUCAUCUGUAUCGGCAGUACAGUGGCCUGUGUUCUAGCUCUCUACUACUUCUCUGAGUACAUGCACAAGGAUAGUAGAUCUCGUAUUCCCACUAAGGACCCUCUCCUGAAGGAAGCCAGUCUGUUGGCCCUGCCAGUCGUAGUGUCUCUCAUCAACCUCCUGCUCCCUGGCAUCUUCAACGCUACUGCCUGGAUGGAGAACUAUGACUCCCCCAGCGUAAACACAUACAUCGCCAUCAGCAGGAACCUGAUGUUGAAAGUGAGCGUGCUGGUAGUGCUGUGCUUCCAUUGGCUGGGCCGGAUCGCUUCUGACCCCCACAGCAUCGGCCUGCAGUGCUGGGAGAGUUUUGUAGGACAAGAGCUGUACCGCUUCCUCCUCAUGGACUUCAUCUUUACCAUACUGGACACCUUCUUUGGAGAGUUCCUCUGGAGGUUGUUUUCUCAGAGGGUGUUGAAGAGGAAAAGAAAGCCUGUGUUUGACAUCUCCAGGAACGUGUUGGAACUCAUCUACGGACAGACACUGGCCUGGUUGGGGGUGUUGUUCACUCCUCUGCUUCCUGCUGUACAGAUCAUCAAACUACUGCUUCUCUUCUACAUGAAGCAGACUAGUGUGAUGAUGAACUGCCAGUCCCCUAGGAAGCCCUAUAGGGCCAGUCAGAUGAGCACCAUCUUCAUCACCCUCCUCUGCUGCCCUUCCUUCCUGGGGGCUGCUGUUUGUGUCAGCUACACCAUGUGGAGCAUCCGUCCGUCUGAGUCAUGUGGUCCGUUCCGCAGCCUGUCCACUAUGUUCCAGUCAGGGAAGCUGUGGGUGAAGGAGUUGGAGACACACAACCCUAACCUGGCCUGGUUAGCCUGGGCUCACAGCUACAUAGUGGAGAACCCUCUGUUUCUGUUCCUCGCUGCUGGGAUCUUCCUGAUAGUGAUUUACUUCAACACCCAGGUGGUGGAUGGACAGAGGAAGAUUAUCAGUCUGCUGCAGGAGCAAAUAGAAAACGAGGGGGAUGAUAAGAAGUUCCUGAUCACUCGUCUCCAGGCCAUCCACCAGCAGAAACGACCCCUCUCCCCUCGCAGACUCACCAGUCAGGCCAGUCAGGAUUCCAACUGUUAGCAUUCCAACUACUGAAAGGGCAUUCUCUCCCUUCUCAUUAGAGGGAAUAUCUCAGAAAAUGUCCUGAAUGGACCAACCUGGAUGUAGCUCUCCUCUCCUGCCUCUGGGAAGAGUUGUUAAGGGAUUCUUCAACUGGAAAACUAUUCUCAUAGGAUGUCCUCUUUCCCAGGAAGCUGAGUUGGGACUAUAAAGGAAUUUACUUCUUUACAAUAACAAAUCCCACAGACGCCAAAACGUGAAUCUGAUAGGAUCCACACUCUUUCCCAGGAAGCUGGUCCUUAUAAGGAUUGGGAAUAGGAUUGGGACAAAGCAGGCUUUCCCUCUUCCAAUAACAGACUACACCUCAUAGGGAAAGACCACUUUAUAGGAUCUUACUAUGGCCAGGCCAUAGGCUCCACCUUACUGUAACUAGGCUCCACCUUACUGUAACUAGGCUCCACCUUACUGUAACUAGGCUACAACUUACUGUAACUAGGCUACAUAGGAAAUACCACUGAGUUUUAAUGAACUUACUAUGGCCAGGCCAUAGGCUCCACCUUACUGUAACUAGGCUCCACCUUACUGUAACUAGGCUCCACCUUACUGUUUAUUCUUCAUGUAAAUGAAAGGACAUGCCACUGUCACAAAACAAUGGUUUAUCGACGCUCAAUACUUUCAGCCAAGGAUCUUUGUCCUUUUUUAAACUUGGAUUGGAAGCCCUGGUCAUGAGAGAGGAUGUAGGGGUGAAGAGGAAACGAGACUGGGAUACGGUGUGCUUGUAGGGACACAGAACGGAAUGCACUUUUUAGAAACAAUAUUUUUUUCCCUCACAACUUUGAACAGGGAACAUAUCAAAUGCCAAUAAGCUGCCAACGUUGCACCAAGGAUGAAAACAGUGGCUUUGUUAAGCAGCGUGAAUUCUGUGAAAUAUAGGAUUUGUAUUUUUUUUAAAUUGUAAAUAGUAUGAUUUUUUUUUAAAUUACUUUAGAUGUUUUGUCAACAGUCAUUUCAUACCAACUGUGAACAGGUUAUUUCUUUCCGUUUCUGAUAUAAAAUGAUUUUGAUGUUUUAUGUUAAUUGGUGGUCAACACACUGCUUCUGAAAUGGCACUCUUCCCUACAUAGUGCACAACUUUAUAGGGCGCUGGUCGUACGUAGUGCACUAUGUAGAGAAUAGGGUACCUUUUUGGACGCAUCCUCUGUUUACUGACUCUGUAGGAAGAAUCCACCUCUUAGUAUCGGGCGAUCUGAUUGGUUCGUUCAAACAGGAAAUGGUCUUAGAAGAUCAACCAUUGGAACAGCACGUUAUUUGAUUGUCUCUUUGUUUUUACAUUGUUUUGUUUGUAUACUUUAUACGAAAUUAAAUGUUUUAACAUA
Molecule: messenger RNA, 2549 nt
Organism: Oncorhynchus kisutch (coho salmon)
Lineage: Eukaryota; Metazoa; Chordata; Actinopteri; Salmoniformes; Salmonidae
Product: transmembrane channel-like protein 6
Exons: 12
Cellular component (GO): plasma membrane
Molecular function (GO): mechanosensitive monoatomic ion channel activity
Source: RefSeq, a predicted model, not a curated record